This is a messenger RNA of Colletotrichum fioriniae, 1308 nucleotides long. The record is from RefSeq and is a predicted model, not a curated record. Lineage: Eukaryota; Fungi; Ascomycota; Sordariomycetes; Glomerellales; Glomerellaceae.
AUGGCCAUCAUUGGAGCCAAAGAACAUCAUGUCGACCCCCAGCUAUCGCAAAUUGCGCAGAAUGACAAGACGAUCUGGUACAAGAAGCCUAACCUGCGGUUCCUCUAUCUCAUUCUCAUCCCAACCGGGCUUGGAGUCGAGUGGACCUCGGGCUUCGAUUCUUCCAUGAUGAAUAGUCUUCAAGCGGUUUCGUCUUGGUUUGAAUACUUUGGCCGUCCCAAUUCUUCAAGACUUGGCCUUCUCAGUGCAAUCUACUCUCUCGGCGCUCUGAUGGCCAUCCCAUUCGUCCCUUACUUCAGUCAGCGUCUUGGUCGUCGACGAACUAUCCUGAUGGGAUCAUGGAUCAUGGUUCUGGGUGCUGGGCUCCAAGCUGGAUCCAGGAAUGUCGAUAUGUUCUUGGCCUCGCGAUGGAUUUUAGGAUUUGGUAUCCCCUUUGCCAUCAUUAACGCCUCCUCACUCAUCGGCGAGCUUUCCUAUGCCAAGGAGCGCCCAAUUAUGACUAGCGGCUGUCAAAUUGUCUUCAUGCCUUUCUGCCCGGAAUCGCCCCGCUGGCUGAUAUCUAAAGACCGUGGCGACGAGGCAUUCGCAAUUCUCAGCAAGUACCACAGUGAAGGAGAGAACGGCGAUGAGUUUGUCCGUCUCGAGUACGCUCAGAUCAUGUCCACUAUCCAGCAAGAGAAAGAGGUCGCCAGUAAAUUCCUCUGGGCCGAUGUUUUCCGCGAUGCUGCCAUGCGACGUCGAUUCAUGUUGGCUGGAAUUAUGGGCUUCUUUACACAAUGGUCUGGUAACGGAUUGAUUUCUUUCUACAUGAAAAAGAUUCUCAACCUUGUCGGUAUCACGGACAACCACACUGUGCAAAAGUUCAUUCUGGGCAAUACGUGCUGGGUCUUCAUCUUCGUUUACUCGCCAUUCUACAAUAUUGGCUGGAAUGCUCUUGCCUACACCUAUCUCGUGGAGCUUUUCCCAUUCAGCCAAAGAGCAAAGGGAAUCGCCGUCGAGCAACUUACCGUCCGCUUUGCCGUUUUCUUCAAUACCUACGUCAACCCAAUCGCGCUCGACUCUAUCGGAUGGAAGUACUAUAUUGUCUACUGUGUGUGGAUUUUGGUAGAGAUUUUGACGGUUUACAUGAUUUUCCCCGAGACUCAAGGCCGCACCCUUGAAGAGCUCAGUUUCAUGUUCGAGGGCAAAGAUGUGCAGGACAAAGUUCAGAAAAACGCUCAGAAGGUGCUCCAAGUCGAGCUUGAGGAUAUUCACGAGCGACCCGCCUCGCGUGAAUCACGGGAUGUGGCUGGAAACACGAAGGUGUGA